AUGGAACACUCAAUGAUUCCAUUGGAUGAUUUACCUAAUGAGAUUCUUAUGAUGAUUUUUAACAACAUGUGUCAAGCUGAUGUCCUCUAUUCUUUAAUAGGUGUUAAUCAACGACUUAACACAAAUGUAUUUGAUCCAAUUUUUACUAAUCAUUUGACUUUACUGGAACAUUCCUCGGAUAACUCCAUACAUUCAUUAACUAAUUCAAUACUUGAUCAAUUUUGUUUACAAAUUUUACCUAAAAUUAAGCAUAAAAUCCAAUGGCUUGAUCUUGAACCAUGA
Rotaria sp. Silwood1 is the source of this 282-nucleotide messenger RNA. Lineage: Eukaryota; Metazoa; Rotifera; Eurotatoria; Philodinida; Philodinidae. The record is from the annotation of a GenBank genome assembly.